Molecule: messenger RNA, 309 nt
Organism: Parastagonospora nodorum SN15
Lineage: Eukaryota; Fungi; Ascomycota; Dothideomycetes; Pleosporales; Phaeosphaeriaceae
Exons: 2
Coding region: 1-309 (102 amino acids)
Source: RefSeq, a predicted model, not a curated record
AUGUGCCAAAGCCAACUGGACAACAAGCGCAAGGCGAAUAUUUUCUGGAGAAACGGAUGUACAGACCCCACAUGGAACGACCCGGCAUGUCCGAAGCACUGUGAAGGACUAGAUGAACAUUGUUUCAACAGCAAUGGUAUCCGCACAAGGCAUCGCAACAACGGCCUCGGGUUCAAUCCCGACAUCCGCUGUUCCUUCUUCCUCCAGCGCCCUCACCGCAUUCGCCGACCCAUCUUCAUCUCCAUCUUCAUCAACAAUCCCAUUCGCACCAUCCGCCUCGCCCGCAUCAUCAUCCAGCAGCGACAAUAA